Molecule: messenger RNA, 1260 nt
Organism: Diprion similis
Lineage: Eukaryota; Metazoa; Arthropoda; Insecta; Hymenoptera; Diprionidae
Exons: 6
Coding region: 85-798 (237 amino acids)
Molecular function (GO): peptidase inhibitor activity
Source: RefSeq, a predicted model, not a curated record
AAUGUCCGCGGUCCCACGACAGUCAACUCGAGACACUUGAGGAUCGUACACUUUGAACUCUCUCUACAGCAUCCCAACCACAUAAUGAGAGCGGUUUUAAUUUGUGCUUUCGCACUCCUAGCUCUGGCCUGUGUACAAACCGGUUUUUCUGAAGUAGUCAACGGGCUUCCCAUAGCCUACAACAAGCAUCGGCCUGAACGAGAAUGGGAUAUUUUUGGGAUUGGGCGAAAGAUUUGCGCGCCCGGGUCGUUGAGGCGGCUGGACUGCAACACCUGUCGCUGCAACGACCGUGGCACUGACUGGGAAUGUACGCUGAAGGGGUGUCCCAAACACUACCCCCAACAUCGGCCUAAACAGGAAUUGGACGUUGUCACGGAAAUGCCAAGGAUUUGCGAGCCCGGAUCGACGAAAGCCAUGGACUGCAACACCUGUUUUUGCACCGCAGAUGGCACUGCAUGGGGUUGUACGCUGAAGGGGUGUCUCGGAGACGAAACCUUGUACCGACCUAAGCGAGAAUUGGACGUUGUCAGGGAAAUGCCAAGGAUUUGCGAGCCCGGAUCGACGAAAGCCAUGGACUGCAACACCUGUUUUUGCACCGCAGAUGGCACUGCAUGGGGCUGUACGCUGAAGGGGUGUCUCGGAGACGAAACUUUGUACCGACCUACGCGAGCCCGCAGAAGCAACGUCUGCAAUGGCAGUAUGAGAACAACCGGCUGCCUGAAGUGUUACUGCGACGAAGAUGCAGCAUUCGAGACCUGCUUCGGCAUAGCAGGUUGUGGAGACACCACUGAAUUCUAGUAGCUGAUAAAAACUAACACCGACAGACGGAAAAUCUAGGAUGUAAGCAUCUGGCAAUUAUAAGUGUACCAUUAUCCUUUACGACAUGCUGUGUCAUGUCGGACAAUUUUCACAGCUCACAAAAGAUGAUAUAAUUGUUUCACCAUUUUCAUAAUACACUAUGUCUCGAUCCGCAUGUUCAACCAUGGCAAAUGCACGAUGAGUAUGAAUUAGUAAAGAGUUACCAAGCCAAUUCCAUUAAUGUUAAAAUAUUAUUAAGUGUGUACGAUUGUUUGUAACAAGAAACGAAUACACCGCAGUUACAGAAAUCUUGGCUCACCUGUUAAAUCCCUUCCACGAAUGAUUUAUGUUAAAAUACUGGUAAAAAUUCACUUCGUUCAUUCUCGAGUUUUGACCAUUAUAUGAGCUGGUGGUUUUUCUCCAAUACACCGUGCGAAUAUUCAAUACUAUUCUUAACCUGGC